AAAAAUUUAGUAUAUCGGUCCGCACUCUUAUAGACUGGUCCAAAAUGUGGCACGUGAUCUCCAUCCAAAAAUGCUGUUACGCGGAGAUUAAUGGCUAACACUAUUUAUUUUAAAAUAUAAUAUAAAAUUAUGUAGAAAUUAUUAGAUUAUGGGCCUUAAUCUCUAAAGUCUAAAGAGAUUAUCGUAUGAUUUAUUUUUCUAUUAUAUUCAUUGUCAGAUCGAGGCCGGCUAAAAUAAACAAGGGUAAACAUUUUUAUAAUUAUUACUCUCUAUAUGAUUAAUAAUCAUCGUGAUAGCUGUUGGCAGAUCUGAAAGCUGUCAUAUUGUUCUCAGAUGCAAUAUGUAGAACUUGCAACUUUUUAUUUUAUGAACUUGCAAAUAUGGGUUUAUCAUUCAUCUUGAAACGAUUUUUUGAUGGUUUAAACAAUUUUAUUUCGUAUUUUUACUGUUAAGCUCAAAACUUAACACAACGUUAUUUAUUUCGAAAACAGUGGAUUUUUAGUGUUAAAUUGUCGGUAAAGUCAAAUUUUACUUUAUAACAAUGUAACUCGAAUGACUAUUUAGAUUUCUUGUGUACGGUUUUGACUUUGAGUGUUCGAUUAUUUAUUGUACAAUCUCGAUACAACCUGAUAGAAAAAAAUCUCGAUACAACCAUACAGAUCAUAGUGGAGCUGGAUACAGCUAAGCCACUGUAUAAUUUAGAACAUCAAUUAGUUUUUUUUUGUUGCUAAGAUAGAACAUUAAUUAGUUGCUUCUUAUAUUUAUCAACUUCAUGCAGGAAUGUGACUUGAGAGCCUCAUAACACAUUAAUCAUAACCAAAGCUGCCAAGAAAUGGAUGCUAAAAAUAAUCUAAGCCCUAUAUGUCGUCUCUCUCAUCCGACUAACCCUCACACCCUCUCUUCUCGAACCAUUGAAGACAAACCUAAGUCUGUUUGUUUUGUGUGUUGCAGAAAAUUGUUUACGUGGAGAGAUGAUUUUUAUUUCUGCUGCACCACCUGUGAUGUGGAGUUUCACAUAAAUUGUUACAUGCAACCAAAGAAGCUCAUACACCCGUAUCAUCUUCAACACCCUCUCGUUUUCAUAGAUAAAAAUAAUAAAACCCAAACUGAUAAAUGCUCUUGGUGUGGUUCAAACAUCACCAGCUUUUACUAUCGUUGUCCCAUUUGUAGCUUUUGUCUGGAUAUUUCUUGCUCCUCAAACUUCCCCUCUCUUACUAUGUCAGAUCCUAAAAGCCAUCACCAUUCUCUCUCUCUUUUUCCACGUCCCCUAUUAGUCCCAUGUGAUGCUUGUGGGUUGAUCAAUCAAUCGGAUCCAAGCUACGUUUGUUUUCAGUGCAGUUACAUUGUCCAUGAAUCUUGCAUCAACUUACCACGAGUUAUUAAGAUCACACGUCAUCAGCAUCGUCUUUCAUAUACUCCGUUCCUCUCCCAUGCAAUUUGGUCAUGCCGGAUAUGCCACAAGACUGUUGACAACAAGUAUGCUCAGUAUUCAUGCAACCAUGAAGGUUGUUCUUAUGUAGCUCACUCGAAAUGUGCGACUCAUUUAGAAGUGUGGAACGAGAAAGAACUUGAAUGGGAGCCUGAAGAACCAGACGAUAGUGAAAACGUUGCACCAUUCAAGAAGAUCGGUGUUGGUUUGAUAGAACAUUUUUGUCAUGAACAUCAUCUAAGACUAGAGAAGUACAAAGAUCAUGCGGACAAGACAUGUCAGGCGUGUGUUCUUCCUAUUGACUCACGUGACUUCUACAAUUGUAUGCAAUGUGAUUUUUCUCUCCACGAGGUAUGUGCCAACCUUCCUCGAAAAUUGGACCAUGCUUUGCAUAAACAUUCGCUUAUCUUAGACACGUCUCAAGAAAUUUAUGAUGACGUGAUAUGUUCAGUUUGUCUUCGAAAGUUCAGUGGUUUCUGGUACAAGUGCAUAGAAAACGAUUGCGUUUGUAUGUUUAGCGGUGUAUAUCGAAUAGAUGUUCGAUGUAUUUCUCUUCCUGAUUAUUUCACCCAUAAAAGUCACAAACAUCCCUUAUGUUUGCCCAUAUGUGAGCUCCGUCGCAACAAGGUCAAAUGCAACGCUUGUGAGAAAGGUGGUUGGCCAUCUCAUCUGCAUUGUACCACAUGCGACUUCGAUUUGUGUUAUCAAUGCGCUACAUAUCCUAGCGAGGUACGCUACAAACACGAUGAGCAUCCUCUCACUCUUUGCUAUGGUGAAACCGUGGAUGCCAAGUAUUGGUGUGAGAUUUGUGAGAAAGAACUAGAUUCAACAAAAUGGUUCUACACAUGCAACAAAUGUUGUGUCACUGUACACCUCGAUUGCAUGUUUGGGUUCUUUGUUCGUAUGAAGCCUGGUUUCACAUUCGGUUACAAUGGUCUAAUGGUGAGAGUUCUUGGAAACACUAGCAGCACUCGGCCUAUUUGUGAUGGAUGUGAGCAGCGUUGCCCGGCUCAUGUGUACUACAAAGUCUACUGGCGCAGGUAUAAGCUUGCUUCAUGUUCUUUAGAUUGUCUAAAUCAAGUACUUAAAGGAAGGAUUGGCAAACAAGAGCUUUUUCCUUAACAUGAUCAAAGUCUUUGGCGCAGAUUUGGAUUCCUUUGUUUUACAUUUGCCCCCUUUUAGUCUUUCUUUAUUUAUAUUACCAGUUAGUAGAACAAUGGUUUUUCAUUACGAGUUGUGAUUGUAGAUCUUGAAAUGUUAAUAUAGAUCUUGCAAUCUUGUACUCCUCUUCUCUUUUGAUGAUAUUGCUUUUGAAGACUCUUCUCCUUUUUGUUGGACUUUAAUUAAUUAAAGGAAGCAAAGUUUCAGACAAAACGUUUCGGUUAUGAGUCAACAUAUGUGUUGAUUAAAAAGCACCGCUUGGGUUAAAGUAUACGUUGAUUAAAGGUACCAUUUGAGUCAUUAUAUAAAGUGAUCAAGUGCAAUACGAGAAAGAAAGAGAAGAAGAAAAGAAGAAAGAAGAUUGCUGAAAAUCAAUUGGAUUUAAUCUUCUUCUUUCCCAUAACAAAUUUCUGAAAGAAAACUCAAAGUAAAGUUUGGUAGAGUUUCAGUACGGGUGUGUUGUACGGAGAUCGGUAGUUGUAUCCUCAAGAUAUAUGCCUACGUAACUACACACACCAUUGUAGGGGAUAAAUUCUGUCUUAGGAGAUUGAUUAGGCAAGCCUCUAUCAAACCACAAACGGUUAAGUUGUGAGAAGAAGAAACAUAAUCAUCUCGUAGCUUUUUAUAAGGGUUUUUAAAAUCAAGUAAGAUUUAUAAGAGUUUAUAAACUCAAACAUAUUGAGUAUAUAAAAUUAAUUUGCAUCUGUAUUUUAAAUAACAAUCUAAGACAUAAAUUUCCUUUGUUCUUUUAAAAGAAUCAAGAUGGAUCAAUCUACUGCAAUUGUGAAAUGUCACAUAGAGAAGCCUUUUGUUUUCCGAGGAGUGGAUUUCAAAAUAUGGCAACAAAAGAUGUUGUUUUAUUUCAUGACACUGAAUCUGGCACAGUGUUUGACUUCCAAAGGACCAGAGUUACCUGUAGAAGGUGAUAUUCCUGAUGAAAUCGUUAAAGCUUCAGAGGCAUGGACGCAAAACGAGUUUUUGUGCAAUAAAUAUAUAUUCUUAACGCUUUGGACGAUUCUCUCUACGAUGUUUAUCAUAUAUUCCAAACUUCAAAACAGUUGUGGGAAUCAUUAGAGAAGAAAUACAAGUCUGAAGUUGCAAGCGGUAAGACGUUCAUUGUGAGAAAAUUCUUAAACUUUAAGAUGAGUGACACUGUUUCUGUGGUGAAACAAGUGGAAGAAAUUCUAAUAAGUCAUUGUUCAUGAAAGAUAUGGGAUUGGCUGUUAUAAUUCUUGAAAUUAGAGUUAAACAAGAGUCAGAUGGUACAUUAUUCACUUACUCAAUCUCAUUAUGGGUAAAAGAAAAAACAAUUACAAUGGCAAGUCAAGACGUAUAGACGUGGACAUGCAUGACAAUUGCUUUCCAAUGGGGUGAUAGCAUUGGAUUACAUUAGAUCAAAGAAUAACUUGGUUGAUACUUUGACCAAAAGCCUAUCUAAAACCAAGUUGUUUUCAUUUCGAGGGGAAUGAGUCUCAAGCCAACAUAAUGAAUCAUCACUUGAUGGAAACCUAACCUAGCAACAUUGGAGAUUACAUGCUCUAGGUUCAAUAGGCAAACUAGUUGGGGAAGACUCAAGACGUUUUACACAUUUCUCAUUCCUAUGAAAUAAUAAUGUGUAUCUAUUGAUGAUUAAGGGUUGAAUAAUUUAUUCUUAAAAAUGUUAGUAUCUUUUGUAGAAGAGAGAUAGAAUGGACUAUCUUUAACUAACGUUACCUAUAUGGGAGUGGUUUCUGGUCGCACCUAUGAGAAUUGAUAUGGCUAAAUUCUCUAGAGCUCUCACGAAGUCAGGAUAUGUUCAGGAGCAAAAUGAACACAACUGUAUAAACUAGAAAUUUGCUGAUGAGAUAUGUGUUUCAAUUAUUGUCUUGGUUUACUAUAAAAUGUGGUUAAUUUAAGACUGUAGUUCAUUACCCACAAAGUAAAUCCGAUAAGUUGUUACUAGUAAAUGUUCAAGUCCAAAAGACACAUUUUCUAUGCAUCUUUGAAUUUUGAUUUAUUUUCUAUUCAAAUGUAGGGGUAUUGUUGAGUUUGAAUAGAAAAUGUGGGGGUACUGUUGGACUUUACCUAAUUAAAGGAAGCAACGUUUCAGACAAAACGUUUCGGUUAUGAGUCAACAUAUGUGUUGAUUAAAAGGCACCGCUUGAGUUAACAUAUGCGUUGGUUGAAGGCACCACUUGAGUCAUUAUAUAAAGUGAUCAAGUGCAAUACAAGAAAGAAAGAGAAGAAGGAGAAAAGAUAUAAGAUGACUGAGAAUAAUUUGAGUUAAUCUUCUUCUUUCCCAUAACAAGUUUCUGAAGGAAAACUCAAAGUAAAGUUUGCUAGGGUUUUGAUACGGGUGUGUUGUACGGAGAUCGAUAGUUGUAUCCUCAAGAUAGACGCCAACGCCAACGUAACUACACACACCAUUGUAGGGGCAAAAUUCUGUUUUAGGAGAUUGCUUAGGCAAACCUCUAUCAAACCACAAACCGUUAAGUUGUGAGAAGAAGAAACAUAAUUAUCUCGUAACUUUUUAUAAGGGUUAAUAAAUCAAGUAAGAUUUAUAAGAGUUUAUAAACUCAAAAUAUUGAGUACAUAAGAUUGAUUUACAUAUGUACUUUGGAUUAAUACUCUUUU
Molecule: messenger RNA, 5203 nt
Organism: Brassica napus (rape)
Lineage: Eukaryota; Viridiplantae; Streptophyta; Magnoliopsida; Brassicales; Brassicaceae
Exons: 1
Coding region: 833-2551 (572 amino acids)
Source: RefSeq, a predicted model, not a curated record